AUGCCGCCCAACGCGCUCCAGAGCCCGGGGACGAGGCUCCGAGGCCCGGGGACGAGCGAGCAGCCGGGACCCUCCACGGAGACACUAGAGAAAAGACACGGACAUCAGCCCCGAACACGAGCCAACAUCCCGAAAUCAGGCGACAGACCCGGUGAGAGCAGAGCAGCGGCCACCGAGGCUCCGGACACGACAGCGCCAAAAAGAAAGAGCAAGAAGACGGUGAAGAAGACGAAGCCUCCAGCUGUGGUGGACGCUCUGUCCACAGAGGAGAUGAACAAGGACCAGUUGGAGGAGCACAUCGUUCGUCUGAGGGAGGAGUUGGAUCGGGAGCGUGAGGAGAAAAGUUACUUUCAGCUGGAGCGAGACCGAGUCCAGAGUCUGUGGGAGACCGGCCUCAGGGACUUAGACCGAGUCCAGACCGAGCUGAACCAGAGAAGAAGAGAGAGGGAGGAGGCCGAGGAGCGCCACCGCCAGGAGAUCAACGUUUAUAAGCAGAAGUUGAAGCACGUCCUGUCGGAGCAGCACGGCGCCGUCUCUGAGCUCAAGACGGUCCAGACCUGGACCAAAAACCAGGUCCAGAACCAGAACUCGGACCGAGAACUUAACCUGGUCCAAGAGAAGAGCCACAUGGAGACGAGACUCAGAGAGAAAGAACAUCUGAGAGAGAAGAGCCUGAAGACACUGCAGCUGAAGCAGCAGGUGGAGCUGAUGGAGUUGAUGAAUGACUAUGAUCGAAAAGUCAGAGAUGUGGAGCAGAGGUUUCGUGCUCUCAGCUCGUCUCUGGGGCAGGAGCAGGAGAGGAGGCUUCAGCAGGAGGUGCAGGAGGUGGAGGAGGCAGCCAAGAAGAAGAUUUCUGAGCUGAAGACAGAGCAGCAGCGCCUCCUCAGGGCCACAGAGGAGCACUACAGCAACCUGAGCACCAGACUGGAGAUGGAGCACAGAGAGCUCACGGAGCGGCAGGUGGAGCUCCGGGCCGAGUUGUCACGAGUCCAGAAGAAACUGACCGAAGCUCAGAGCGAGAACCUCCGUCUGAAGGAAGACCUCGAGCAGGCCCAAAGACUGCUCCCAGACCUGAGGAGAAAGCUGGAGCAGAGUCUGAGGGACAAAGAGCUGGAGAAGAAAGGACGAGAGCGAGAGAAGCAUCUAGAGAAGGAGCUGAGGGCCCUGAAGAUGGAGAAUACUCUACUGCAGCAGGCCUUUGAGAAGGUGGAGCGUGAGCGUGACCAGUUGAAAGAUGCUCAGCUGCUGUUGGAGCUGGAGGUGCAGCGUCGAAACGGCCUGAAGGAGGCGCUAUUACAGCAGAAACUGUCUGCACUGAGUCUGGCACUGCACAGCACCCAGGAGCCUGUGCCGGACUCAGGGCUGAGGUGAGACUGGACCAAGACCAAAGACCAACAGGGUUUGUUUUUUUUUUUGUUUUUUUUUGGUGCCUUGUUUGUUUCUUUGACGUUUCAGCUCAGUUACUAUUUUUAGGUCACUCUUGUUUAAAACUGUAUUUUUUUACUAAAUUGAACGUUUUUACCCUGAGGCUGCUCCCUCAUUAAAAACACCUCGUCUUUAAAGGUAAAGUCAUGUUCUCAUCAAAUCUACACCUGCUGAAUCAUUAUGGACUUAUAACAGAAGGUUGGCAGCUCCAGCCUGUCUGUCCUUGUGCCCUUGAGCCAGACACUGAACUGAAUCUUACCUGUGAAUGUGGAUUGGGUGAGUGUCCUAAAGUGUUUUCUGACGUGAAUGCAAAACCUUCACAAUAAAAGCACACUCUG
Molecule: messenger RNA, 1763 nt
Organism: Periophthalmus magnuspinnatus
Lineage: Eukaryota; Metazoa; Chordata; Actinopteri; Gobiiformes; Gobiidae
Product: dynein regulatory complex subunit 4-like
Exons: 11
Coding region: 1-1371 (456 amino acids)
Biological process (GO): cell motility
Cellular component (GO): motile cilium; Golgi apparatus; microtubule
Molecular function (GO): small GTPase binding; microtubule binding
Source: RefSeq, a predicted model, not a curated record